Molecule: messenger RNA, 666 nt
Organism: Penaeus vannamei (Pacific white shrimp)
Lineage: Eukaryota; Metazoa; Arthropoda; Malacostraca; Decapoda; Penaeidae
Source: RefSeq, a predicted model, not a curated record
AUGUAUAUGGCAACCGAAGCCCAAUGCAAAAAUCGAGACAUUCUGGUUCCACAGGACCCUAAAGAAAUAAUUAUUCUCCAGAUCUCUGUUCGAGAAUUAUUACCGGUUGAAGAUGGUCGGGAGGACGCACGCUCUCGUCACAGCGCCGUCAUGCCAUUAAUGGAUAAACUCGUCCCACAGAAGCUCAUUCAUCAUAGUGCUCAUGUCCCGCACCUCAAAACCAACACCACAGUAGCCCCCCAAACCACAAUACCAGCACUCGGCAACGGCCCAGAUACCACGAUACCACCUCCCUCCAGUAGCCUCCAAAUACCUCAAUACCAACGCCUACAUCAACCCCCCAAGCAUCAAACCAACACCACACCUCAAAACCAACACUCCACAGUAGCCCCCCAAAAAACUACAAUACCAGCACUCGGCAACGGCCCAGAUACCACGAUACCACCUCCCUCCAGUAGCCUCCCAAAUACCUCAAUACCAACGCCCUCUACAUCAACCCCAAGCCUCAAAACCAACACUCCACACCUCAAAACCAACACUCCACAGUACCCCCCCAAACCACAAUACCAGCACUCGGCAACGGCCCAGAUACCACGAUACCACCUCCCUCCAACACACCCCCGAAGACCGCAUAGCCCCACCGCCGAAGAAAUGACACACGACUGA